Messenger RNA from Magnolia sinica, 1017 nucleotides. RefSeq names its product protein RKD5. Lineage: Eukaryota; Viridiplantae; Streptophyta; Magnoliopsida; Magnoliales; Magnoliaceae. Bases 180 to 713 code for a protein of 177 amino acids. The transcript has 4 exons. The record is from RefSeq and is a predicted model, not a curated record. Gene Ontology annotation, molecular function: DNA-binding transcription factor activity.
UGGCCUUUCUCUACUCCUCCACUUCCAUCUUCUUCCCUCUUUCACCACCUUUGAUAACAUUCUCAUUCCAGAAAUCCGAAAUUGAGAUUGAUACCGACUUUCACCAGCGAUCUUCAGAAGGUUUUCCACAUAAGGUGCAGAAAAGAAAAAGAAAGCUAGCACAAUUGGCUCCCAAGGAAAUGUGUAGAGAAAACGAAUAUAACUCUUACCACUCAACCAUUGUUGCACGAGGAUUAUCGGGCAAUCAACAAAUUGACCAAAGUGUACCAGCAGAGAUUGUGGUGAAGAAGAAGAAGAGGGCAGCAACACAGCAUGUAGCUAGCAUCGCUCUAACCGAUCUUGCUAAAUACUUCGGUCUUCCAAUCACAGAGGCAUCAAGAAAUCUGAAGGUUGGACUUACGGUACUCAAGAGGAAAUGCAGAGAAUUUGGCAUUCCUCGUUGGCCACAUAGGAAGAUCAAAUCCCUCGACACUCUCAUACAUGAUCUCCAGGAAGAGGCGGAACGACAGGAGAGGGAGAACAAGGCAGCAGCCAGAGCAGUAAUGAAAAGACAGAGAAUGCUGGAGAGCGAGAAGGAAGGCAUUGAGCGGAAGCCCUUCAUGGAGAUACAAAGCGAGACCAAGAGAUUCAGGCAGGAUGUUUUCAAGCGAAGGCACAGAGCCAGAGUCCUUAAAAACAACAUGCACAAAUCUGAAGUGCCAACGACGGUAUGAAAUAAUUUGUAGUAGUAACAAUAAUAAUGCAAUCCUUAUACAUGUGACCAAAACUACCCAUCAUUUUAAAAUCUGAAAAAAAAAAAAAAAAAACCCUGUUUCACUCAAAUCUCAGCUUUCUGCUUCUAAUGACAAUAGAGUUGAUUUAGGUGGAUGGAAUGCUAAAUUCCCAUUUGAUCAUACCCAUCGUUUCGAAGUGCUGUUGUGAAUGUUUACUGUUUUUUUUUUAAAUUUUAAUAACCAAUAUCAACCAUGAUCCUAGUAAACAAACUCUACACAAUCAUAUUGAUUGAGGUUUUGGUCA